AUGUCUGCGACCACAGUGGACCACCAGCAGAGACCUAAAGGACAAGGAAAUAAAGUGCAAAACGGAUCAAUGCACCAAAAGGACGGAGUGAACGAUGAUGACUUUGAGCCUUACAUAAGCAGCCAGACAAAUCAGGGUAACAGCUACCCACCCAUGUCUGAUCCCUACAUGCCCAGCUACUAUGCGCCGUCUAUUGGAUUCCCGUACUCUCUGGGAGAGGCCGCCUGGUCCACAGCAGGAGACCCCCCUAUGCCCUAUCUGACUACCUACGGACAGAUGAGCAAUGGCGAGCCACACUUCAUCCCCGAAGGCGUGUUCAGCCAGCCGGGCGCCCUGGGAAACACGCCUCCCUUUCUGGGCCAACACGGUUUCAACUUCUUUCCGGGCAACGCGGACUUUUCCACCUGGGGUACCAGCGUGUCCCAGGGUCAGUCCACUCAGACCUCCGUCUACAGUAACAGCUACGGCUACGCGCCCAGCUCGCUGGGACGGGCCAUCGCCGACGGGCAGGCCGGCUUCGGAAGCGACACGCAGCUCAGUAAGAUGCCUGUGUUGAACAGCAUUGAGCAGAGCAUGGCGGGGCUCAAACUGGGUACGGACAUGGUUGCGGCUGUCACUAAAACCGUUGGUUCCCCCUUAGGGGGCACCGCGGGUAUGAGCAGCAUGGCGGCCAAUAACCUUCCGCCUUCGAUGAGUUCGUCUGCAGGUAAGCCCGCCUCUUGGGCGGCCAUCGCCAAGAAGCCGGCCAAGCCGCAACUAAAGGCUAAGCCCAAAGCCAACAUGGGGAUAAUGGGCGCCGCCAUUCCUCCGCCGCCUAUAAAGCACAACAUGAACAUUGGUACUUGGGACGAUAAGGGCCCCCUGAACAAACCGCCAUUAGCUCAGACGAUGAUGUCGGCGCCGCCACUGGUGCAGCAGCCUCUUCUCGCCCAGCCCCCGGCCUUACUGCAAAGCCCUUUGCCCCAUCAACCUCAGCACCAGCACCAACCCUUUCACUUGCAAUCGCUCCAGUCCCCGCAGCACCCUCAGUCCCUCCCUCCCGGCCCUCUGCACCUCUCCUCCCACCCCGGUCCGCCUCAAGCCCUCCAUCAGCAUCAACCCCAGCAGCCCGGCCCGCCGCCCAGCCGCUGGGUGGCUCCUAGGAACCGAGGGGACGGGUUCGGCAUGGGCGUCGGCAUCCCGAUGAACGCCUCGCUGUGUUCUGGCGAAGUGCACCCCGUGCUGGAGAAGCUGCGCGCCCUCAACAACUACAACCCCAAAGAGUUUGACUGGAACUUGAAAAACGGACGCGUUUUCAUCAUUAAGAGCUAUUCGGAAGACGACAUCCACCGCUCCAUCAAGUACUCCAUCUGGUGCAGUACAGAACAUGGCAACAAACGUCUGGACGGGGCCUACCGCUCACUGGGCGGCAAAGGUCCCUUGUACCUACUGUUCAGCGUCAACGGCAGCGGGCACUUCUGUGGCGUGGCCGAGAUGCGCUCGUCGGUGGACUACAACGCCUAUGCCGGCGUCUGGUCUCAGGACAAGUGGAAGGGCAAAUUCGAGGUGAAGUGGGCCUUCAUCAAGGACGUGCCCAACAACCAGCUGCGACACAUCCGGCUGGAGAACAAUGACAACAAGCCGGUGACCAACUCCAGGGACACUCAGGAGGUUCCCCUGGAGAAGGCCAAGCAAGUGCUUAAAAUUAUCGCCACUUACAAGCAUACCACCUCAAUCUUUGAUGACUUUGCACAUUACGAGAAACGCCAAGAGGAAGAGGAGGCUUUAAGGAAGGAACGCAGUAGAAAUAAACAGUAA
Molecule: messenger RNA, 1797 nt
Organism: Nerophis lumbriciformis (worm pipefish)
Lineage: Eukaryota; Metazoa; Chordata; Actinopteri; Syngnathiformes; Syngnathidae
Source: RefSeq, a predicted model, not a curated record